AUGGUUGAAACGUCCAGCAUCGACACUCUAUUGCAAAAUGGGUACUGGAGGGCCAAGAGUCCCGAUUCCAGGUUCUUCAACUCCCCGAUAGCCACAUCAUCCUAUUCGUACAACGACAGGAUCAUUCCCAGGACCUCGUCCAAACCUUUUCACUAUGGAACCAGGCCCCGAAUUCACCUCCCGCCGCCAAUGGUGGAGGACGAAGUCGAGUCUCUGGCGAAGGAGCAUGGGUCGGUCGUCUCGGUUUUAUCUGAAGAACAGCCACAGAACCGCGGGGAUAUCGAUCAGAAUCCCGUGAUUCUAGAGGUCCACGAGCAUAACCCCGAACGCCGCUUUGUUCUUGUGCACAAUUCGUCCGACUCCUCGGAUGAAUCAGCGGAUACGGGGAGGAAGGUUGAUAAGCAGAGCACCAAGAAGACCUCAACCGACAGGGAACCCAGUCUUGAACGGAGGUCGUCGUAUGAGGCCAACACGUGCCGCAAAUAUGUAAUACUAACACCCGAGGAGGAGGAGGAGAAGCGCAAGCGUGACCUCAAUGCUCGGGAGAAGCGACCAGGUCGAGAGCGGGAGAGACGACGGAGCAGGCUGGAAGAACUACCCACCAUUAUCACGAAUCUUGGUCCCGACGACCGACAGAACGAUAGACCACGAGAUAUCCAGCGGGCUGAAUCUGCCACCGGCACUAGGCAGUCCAAAGACGACUACUUCUCGCCUCGCCGCGGCACCAGAAACCUAGGCGACGAGUCGCUGCUAUCCCCAGACGUCAUCAAACACUCGACUAAAGGGCGCGACCGGGCGUAUUGGGAUUACAAUGGCGCGUCCAUGCCGGUUUCCCCGGGUCGAACCCGGGCAAGUCGAGAAGAACCACAGUACGAUCAUAGGAGUCUGCCAAAUCAGCGGAGAGCAGCUGAAAGGGAACAACAACAGCCUUCUACGAGUCCAGUAAUGACCAAGAGGCAUUCUGCUUAUGAAGUACCAGUACCCAGGAACACGCGACGAACUUCGAACGAAGGUUAUGAAAACGGACGCCCGUACGUCGAUAUGCCUUCGUCCAGGCGGGAUGGCAAGCCCUCAUCCCCGCCCUAUCCUCGCUUAGAGCGAGAAUCAAUGCGGCCACGCUCGUCGAGUUUCCGAAGCAAACGGGAUUCACCGCCCUAUGAUGACAAUCGAUACUCGAGUGGAGAAGAACCACAGCAACGAGGUGAUAUUCGUCGACGACGCAAGUCUGUUAUUCAUGAUAAACACAAUGGCUACCUGGCAACACCGACAGAAUCUAGGCCAGACGGAGGACGAAGAUCCAAGACGUCAUCUCCCCUCGAAUCGCCCAGAGUGUCACAAAGUGGCUUAUGGGAAAGAGACUUUGCACCAAGUCCACGCAGCGCUACAUUUCCACCCAACAAAGAGUCUAUGCGAUACCCAAACUCUGACGAGGAGACCCACGAGCGGCAUUUGUCUCGUGCAUCUACUGCCAGGUCGGCCAUUAACACUCCGGCUUCCAUGUCGUUUCCUGUCAUUACUGCGGCGGCGGCGGCGGCUUCUGUAGCUGCUGCCGCCGCUUCUACUGUCGCGACAGACGGUAAUAACACUGUUGAUUGUCGUCGGUCAAAUGUACCACCACCUCCCAAGGGGCGUCCAACCGCUAUUUCGCGGUCCGACUCACGGUCGCCGACGUCAACACACUCGUCAACGCCUCCAAUCGUGGAGUGGCAACCGUCGCGGUUCGAUCUUGUCGAGGCUGCGAGUCGCUUCGAGCAGCCCAUAACAUCUUACAGAAGGUAUUCCGAAGACGCCAACAAGGGGGAACUGCCGGAUCUUCCAGACUGUCCGAGAACCAGAGAAGAAGCCGGCCAUGUCGACUGGCUUACUCUGCCUCGCUGCAAUAACUUCAACAUAUGCCCAUCCUGUUACCAGUCUGCGUUCCAAAACACCAAGUUCAAACAUCACUUCGUGCCGGCACCAUUCCGACCGCGCGAGCGACCGCUCAAGUGCGAUUUCGGCACAUCGCAGUGGUAUCACAUAGCAUGGUUGUUGACACAUAAAUACAACCAACCCGACCUACGUUUGCUUCUGGGAAUUGCCAAUGUGAGUGCGGCGAACCAGCCUUGUACGGGUCCACGGGAAGCAUACCGCAUAUGGUACACAAUUCGGGACCCCGUGUCGCAGCGACCCGUUCGAAACUUCAAUAUCUGUCACCAUUGCGCCAAAACCAUUGAGGUAUUACUCCCAAACUUGUCAGGAGUCUUUGUGCCUCUAGACUCCCCGGCGGAAUCCACAAGGGGCAUUUGCGAUAUGCAUCAAGAGGGACACGGUGGAGGAGCACGGAAAAGAUUUGUCCGUUAUUUUGAUGACAUGGAGACUAUAUCAGAUAAUGCUCUGUCCACCAAUUCGGCGCCUGAUAUCACCGCCCUAGCUGAGAAGAUACGUGGCCGAUCCGCGAUUCGUGAAUGCUGGAACGCCCGUCCGGUGCGCGAUGGUCGUUGGUACAUGAUGAGGUCUCUGCCCGACGUCACUGUCUGCGAGGAAUGCUUUUUCGAGGUGGUGUACCCGCUGCUGCAACGUUGCGAUUCUGGCGUGCCCGGCAAUUUUUAUCACGAACCUCAACACCUGCCAAUAGCAGCUUGUCAAUUGUACUCGCAAAGGAUGCGCGACGUGUUUUAUAGAGCUUCAAGGCGGAACGAUUUACGAUACUUUGAGAGUAGGAUUCAAGAGCGGAGGGCCAAGGAGCAUGAAGUCUCCAUGCGGCUUUCCGGACUCGAUAGAGAGGUCUUAGGCGCAGAGUGGGUGGAUGAGGAGAUCGAACGAAUCCAAAAGGAGUGGCGCAAGUGGGAAUAG
Messenger RNA from Pseudomassariella vexata, 2832 nucleotides. RefSeq lists its product as uncharacterized. The record is from RefSeq and is a predicted model, not a curated record. NCBI's taxonomy places the organism in Eukaryota, Fungi, Ascomycota, Sordariomycetes, Amphisphaeriales, Pseudomassariaceae. The transcript is spliced from 2 exons. Bases 1 to 2832 code for a protein of 943 amino acids.